Molecule: messenger RNA, 2553 nt
Organism: Neodiprion fabricii
Lineage: Eukaryota; Metazoa; Arthropoda; Insecta; Hymenoptera; Diprionidae
Exons: 3
Coding region: 1044-1922 (292 amino acids)
Source: RefSeq, a predicted model, not a curated record
GUUAUAAACAUUUACAUGAAAGUUCAGGGUGUAAGGGCUCCCGGAGUAAAUGCAUUUCUUUUCGAAAUACAUUUAUAGCCACAUUCUUGUCUCGAAAAUUUUGCAGGAAGUAGCAAUCGCCGUUACCUAUCCUAAUUGCACUUUCUACUUUCUUCUUCGUGCCAACCAAUAUUUUGAUUAGCUAGAGCCGCGUGGAAUAGGGUAGAGAAAUAGGAGAGUGUAUGAACGAAAUUCCACGACUAAACGGAUCGCAUGAGGACUGUCACGUACUUCUUACACGUAUUACAUGUAUAAUAAAAACAGCCGUGACUCAAGUCUUGAGAAUUGCUCAAGGGUGAUCAGGUUUAUCAGUUAUAAAUUUUCCCAACUUUUCUGGCCUCCGUGGAAAUUUACGCAACGAUAUAAAAUAUCGAUGUUACUUGGUUUGCACACUGAUAUCAUAAAGUCAUUAUGUUUAAGAGAAUACAGCUCAUAGCUAUUGCUUAUACCCGUCCUAUGCACAAAUCCAUACACGCACAAUGAGGCUGUAUUAACGGUCACCGUUUCAAAACAAAACGGAAUAUGUAAACUGGACGUGAAUUCCCAUUUGAUACAACAUAGACUUUAGCCAAUGUCUGUGCAAACGUCCUUUCAUCCUAAACAACGACCUCUGACCGGGUUUACAAAUAUAUAACAAGUCGCGAUCGGUCAGUCGCUUGUAAGCCAGUCAUCCGCAUGGUUGCCGACAACUUCCAACUAAUAUACCCUUAUUAAUGCAAUAAAAAGAGAGAUCUCAAUACCAGUUAAUAAAAAAAUUAUACUAAUAAAGUGCGGGCCACAGUUGCAGAGGCAUAUUGCUUUCUCCAUACGAAUGAAGAACUAAGUGUUUUACAUAUCCUGAAUUUCAAAGUUUGCGUAAUGUGUUAGACGCUAAUGGAUUUCAUCGCAUUAAAAAUUGUAAUUAAUUAGAUGCUAGUGCCUUGUAAUCGCACUUUUUAUAUUCGGCAAUUGGAAUAAUCAUCAACUACCAAGGAAGCUGCACAUGGUUUAAUAGCGAAUGAAAAAUGUCAACCCAUUUUCAAUACCGUGAUAUAUUAAGUGAAACCCCUAUCCCCGAUUUGUCAAGCAGCGAUGAAACCGGUGAUACAAUUGGCGAGGCAAGUGCCAUAAAUAGGUCUGGAUCAACAUCUAGCGACCAGGACAGUAACGAUAACGAGAAACGGUGCAGCGAUGCCAACAGACGGAAAUCGCGAAGGGAAAACCAUAUGGGAUCGAAGUCGGGAUUAUACUGGAACGUGGGAUCGCCACCCGCAAAGAAACUGACGAUGGACUCAAUACCCGAAGACGAGCUGCUGGUUCCGAAACUCAAAGAGCUGGUCCUAGACAGCGAUUCUGAGGCAAUUAACCGAAUCGCCAAGCUAUCUAUAAAAGAUGAUGACAAGCCGCUGGCCGGUGUUGUCGCUUCACUGGCAACAUUUGUCGGGAUGUUUAUGGUCAAGCCACCAAUGCCUCGUGACUUCUUGCUGAAUUAUGGGUCGCCUCUCUUCGUUCGAACAUCUAACGCGUAUUCGGUCUCAAAGGAAGUAGCUGUGGGUCCGAUAAUCAACAUGUUGGGCCCUGCUUCAGAGCCUUAUUACUGUGUCGAACUGGUCAGAAACGGGAAUGAACUUGUGUCUAUAGGAACCCAGGUGUUCUAUUCACCUGAGGACCCGCGGACGAGAUACAUUCCUCUUAAACACGAAUAUGAUAAUCGCUUCACCGCUUCAUCGAAAGGUAAUCCGUAUAUCGAAUACUUCCGGCAUAGCAGUUCUACAGAGAGGUUCCCACACCUGGAAAGACGACGGCGGCGAAGUGCCGGCAUACGUGGAUUUUCCGACUAUAGAAGUACAUACUCAGGUAUACUUCACUCCAUUCGCCCAAAACACUCACACUUCUCUCAUUGAUCCAACAGCGUAACUGAUUGUGAGGUAAGGUUUUAAUGUGUGUUUUAAAACUUACCCCGAAAAAAACGUUUAGAAUAUGCCUCAAGCAUAUAGGUACGUAUAGUUUCAACAAUGCCGUGGAAAAUUCUUAUGGGAUAUCCUUUAUAUUCUGGGUUACAAACGUAUAUCUUCUGCAGUUGUUGCAACCUUCGUAUUCACAUGACAACUCUAGCAUUCUUCAAUUAGUCGUCACCUAUGUUAACACGCUUUUAUCACUUCAGCUGUACCCACAGUACGUUAAUUAUACACUCUCGAUUAUAGAUUUUAGACUGUUUUUAAGGCAUUUGAACACGUCAGGAUAUUUGAUAAUAUUCUGUUACACGGUGAGGACGCAAGUAUCGGUUACGAAUUUUAUACUUUACAAAUUCGUCGGUGAGUUCAUGAUAACACCACAGCCUUCAAUCAUUGCGCUAUUACUUUGAAAAGAUGUUAAAACAAAAAGAUUCAUACAUGCUUUUUAACAUGAAUCUAAACAGUUCCCGAUUUUAAUCAAUACUUGUAUCGAGUAAUUGAUAUUUCUAUAAAUUCUUUAACUUCAAAUAUUAUUUUGUUUUUAUUUUAAUUAUCAUUUUUUCAUGCAUACAAAUUUCAC